Messenger RNA from Phragmites australis (common reed), 1613 nucleotides. Its product is annotated as WAT1-related protein At1g44800-like. The transcript has 6 exons. Gene Ontology annotation, cellular component: plasma membrane. NCBI's taxonomy places the organism in Eukaryota, Viridiplantae, Streptophyta, Magnoliopsida, Poales, Poaceae. The record is from RefSeq and is a predicted model, not a curated record. Gene Ontology annotation, molecular function: transmembrane transporter activity. The coding region runs from base 25 to 1359 and encodes 444 amino acids.
UAAGUGACGUCGCGCGGGUCAUGCAUGCAUCCGACGCUGACCUGCAUUUGCUUGGGGCGCGCUCGACACGCGCACGUUAUAAAUUCGCGGCUCCGCAAGCUCGCCUCCUCGCCGCGGAGCAAAGAGAGCUGUGAGCUAGCAAGCAAGGCCACUCCAGCCUCACGUUGUAGUGAGCAGCUGCUGCUGCAGCAGGAGGAGGGCGGCACCAUGGGCGUGGGCAAGGUCCUGAACGACGUGAAGCCGUACCUGGCGAUGGUGCUGCUGCAGGUGGGGUUCUCCGGGAUGUAUAUCGUGUCUGUCGCCUCCCUCCGCCGCGGCAUGAGCCACUACGUCCUCGUGGUUUACCGCAACCUCGUCGCCACCGUCGUCAUGGCCCCCUUCGCGCUCCUCUUUGAGAGAGGAGUGAGGCCCAAGAUGACCGUGACCAUCUUCCUCAAGAUCAUGGGGCUCGCCUUACUCGAGCCUGGGCUUGACCAGAACUUGUAUUACCUGGGCGCGAAGCUGACCUCCGCCGGCUUCGCGUCCGCCCUCGUCAACAUCCUCCCGGCCGUCACCUUCCUCACGGCCGUCCUCCUCAGGAUGGAGAAGGUGAGGCUCCGGAGCCUCCACAGCCAGGCAAAGAUCGUGGGCACGGCUUGCACCGUCGCCGGCGCCGUGCUGAUGAUUAUCUACCACGGCCCGGUCGUGCAGUUCCCGUGGUCCAGGGGCCACGGCCACACCGCCGCCGCCGCGGUGGCCGCCACAGCGGCCAGCCAGAGCAGCGCGUCCUGGCUCAACGGCUCCAUCAUGGUCAUCGUCAGCUGCGUCUGCUGGUCCGCCUUCUUCAUCCUCCAGUCGAACACGCUGCAGAGCUACCCGGCUGAGCUGUCGCUGACGACGCUGAUCUGCGUGCUGGGCUCGGCGAUGAGCGGCGCGGUGGCGCUCGUGGCGGAGCGCCACGACAUGGGCGCCUGGGCCAUCGGCUUCGACACUCGCCUCUUCACCGCCGUCUACUCCGGGAUCGUGUGCUCCGGCGUGGCCUACUACGUGCAGGGGCUGGUGACGCAGGCGCGCGGCCCGGUGUUCGUGACCGCCUUCCAGCCCCUCAGCAUGAUCAUCACCGUGGUCAUGGGCUCCAUCAUACUCAAAGAGGAGAUAACCUUAGGAAGUGUGAUUGGCGCAGCGAUCAUUGUGUUGGGGCUCUACUCCCUCAUCUGGGGCAAGAGCGAGGACCACCUCGACAAGGCCGCCGCUGUCGCCAAUGGUGUCGCCACCGAGCUGCCCUUGACGUCCAUGGCCAACGGCAACGGCAACGGAAAGCAUGUGCUCGGCGGCCAUGUCACCGACGUCGAGACACCGGCUGUGAAUUGUGCUCACUAACCAGCCGAACGAGCUCUAUUGCACUGCACCCUUGUGCACUGUCUGUCUGUUAUGCGUGUGCCGUGUGCGUCCUGCGUAUGUACGAUUGUACAGUUCAGAAGGAUUGUGCACGACGGCCUCAAUUAAUCUCUCCUUUUUGUCAUUUGAGGGGAUCAGAUGAUCGUGAUGAAGCUUUUGUAUGAGCUUUAUGUACUGCUACCUCGAUCUCUCUGCUAUGGCAGAGAUGGGAUUAAUGUUAAUCAUUGUCUUAACUA